AUGCACCGCGAGCCUCCAGAUAACCUCAGACGCAUGCUCGGAAGGGUUGUGCGAGGCCAGUUUCCAAAAACCCGUUUUGUUGAAGCGGCUCGCCGCCUCCUUCACGGACUCGAACGGUGCCGGCGUGUCAAUAUCGGUUCUUAUUGGAGGAUUUGGACCUCCGAGGCUCGAGUCGACGGUUUGGGGUUGAAGAAUUUUAGAGCUCUAGGUCGCCAAUCUUCAAGGAAAAAAAGAACCCAACAAGGUUCGCAACCUGGGAAGCUUAGAAAAGUGGGUUUUGAAGAAAUGAGAUCUGCCUCUUUAAGAAAUCUUCAUUGGGAAGAUAUCGAACAAGAAAAUCACACCCCGUCUAUUCUCUCCAUCUUCUCAAAUCCGGCAAAGCCCACCAGCCACCGUCCGCCUCUCCUCCGACACCGUCACACCGUCUCGAAUCUAUCACCAUCGUCGCACAGUCCCGCCUCUCCCACCAGCCACCGUCUCGCCUCUAUUCCGUCACGCCUCGACAUCCCGCCUCGCCCUCGCUGCCUCGACGUCUGGCAGACUCCAAUUGCAAAUUUAAAAGGGUCACGGGCCAGGUCGGGGCGCGGGCCUAGGGUCGCAGGCCAGCUUGCCGGAGCAUCUCCGCCGCCAGUAGGCCGGAGCUCAAUUAUUUCCGGAGGCUCUCGGCCUCGAAUCUCUGUGGCGGCGUACCACCUGCUCGAUUGCUUCCAGAAGUUCAAGAGAAUAAAGGAUGCUAUGAGUCGAUGGGAAGAGCUUCAGUCUCGGCUGCUUAUACAGUUUUCUAAUGCAUCUUCCAUUAUCCAGAGGUUGCAGUUGAUCCAAAAUUCUAGUAACUAUGGGGCUUUGAAAUGUGUUGAGGGCAUAGAACGUGCUGUUUUGGCGAAGCAAAUGGAGUCCCUGCAAACCAUCUUGACCACCAUGAACAAUACCAUGGAAGAAUUUCAUGGGGUUGUCUGUUCUAUUCAGAAGACAGUUCGUGAUAGCAAGCAGCUCGUGAAAGUUGGUUCGUCCCAGCUGACUUCAAAACAACUUAAGCAACAAGUUGGUGUAAAACCAACUCCCGCAUAUUGUUUAGAGGGACUUGGGCUUCUUGAAGAGAUGCAUCAAUCAGAGUACCUUCUUAAGUUAUCUUUAGUAUCUGCUCUCCCAGCUCUUGCCUUGAAGCCCAGUGCAAAUGAUGAUCUAGGUGCACUUCAACAGUUACUGGUUGAUCAACCUAAUAUUCCUCGUGAAGAAGUUCAACUCGUAUAUGAUAUCAUAUUUGCUGAAGAAAUUGCUUGA
Striga hermonthica is the source of this 1281-nucleotide messenger RNA. Lineage: Eukaryota; Viridiplantae; Streptophyta; Magnoliopsida; Lamiales; Orobanchaceae. The record is from the annotation of a GenBank genome assembly.